Messenger RNA from Durio zibethinus, 997 nucleotides. RefSeq lists its product as uncharacterized. NCBI's taxonomy places the organism in Eukaryota, Viridiplantae, Streptophyta, Magnoliopsida, Malvales, Malvaceae. The record is from RefSeq and is a predicted model, not a curated record.
GCAUUUGCAUAAUUUUGUAUAAACAAUUUGAAAGAAUCUCUUCGCAUUAUUGAUUUGAUUAAUUCAUCUCCCACUUUCUCCUCCUUUUAUAUGCCCGUUCUCUUUUGAGUUCCCUCACUCCUAAAAUCUCUCAAAUUCGAGAAUCAUAAGAAAAAAGAGUCUUACUUUUUCUUUUUCUUUUUCUUGUCAAAGUUUUGAGUUUUUGCCAAGAUGAGUUCUACAAUGUUUAAGGUUUUGAUGAUGUUGGGUCUUUUGGCUACCUCUUGCAUGGCCCAAGCACCCACAUCUCCACCAACAUCCACACCGACACCUUCUCCAUCGCCAGCUGCUACUCCGCCAGCCCCAACACCUUCUCCAAAGGCAUCACCAACCCCAGCUCCAACGCCAUCCCCAACCCCAACCCCAACCCCAUCAUCAACUCCUUCAAGGGCUCCAACCCCAUCACCCACCACUACCCCAUCUCCUUCUCCAAGCACUUCACCUUCUCAUUCACCAAGCUCUUCCCCUCCUGCUCCUACCCAACCAGGUUUAACUCCUCCAGCCUCCGCGCCUUCAGCUGACCAAACCCCUCCUCCCUCUGCCGCCUCCACCAACGGUGUUUUUAUUGGUGCAACCGCUCUUGCUGCUACUUUCUUCGCUGCCCUUUUGGCUUAAGAAAGUGAGUUGGACUGUACCCGGGCUUUCAGAUCAUUAUUCUUGAGGAUCUUGCUUUCUUCCCCACUUUGUUCUUUUGAGUAGUGUUCUUUUUUGUUUUAAUUGAUUUGUUAUGUAUGGCCGUUGAUGAUAUUCUAUUAUUAAAUUUGGGUUUGGAUGGUUGAUUAUUUUGAUGGAAUGACACGUGUAUCAUUUGAUGAGAUCGGACGGUUGUAGAGAUUGGGCUGGUGUACAUCUAAUAAGAGUGGAUUAAAAACAGUUUGUUAUUCUUUUUACAUCAAAAUGCAAUUUGUCAUGUUAAUUUCAUAUUACUUUAUAUAUUAUGAUUUAUUUUCAUGUGUAA